GGUUGGCAGUUUUUCCCACUCUCCUCACUCUGCCUCCCCUCCUAGCGCUCCCCAAUCCAAAGGGGUGUGGAAGAGGAGGAGGAGGAGGAGGAGCAGUAGCGGUAGCAACAGAAGCAGCCCUUUUCCAUGACGCGCCAGAGCGGUUCUAAUUCCUACCUCCUCCGGGUUGCAACCAGUCAGCCAGGAGGCACCAAACUGUUAGCGACGAAGACGCAGAGCUUGGUGACUUUCACUACCCUCCCACCCACUACUCCAGGCAUAUUUCGGGGGCGGCAGCAGAGGUGGCAGGAUGUGAGACCAGCCUGGAGUUCACUUCCCUGGGCGCCGCUCCCUCUUCAGAGCCAGGGCGUGUGGGCUUUUGCACACUGGCUGAAGGGUUCCCCUGAAAAACUGGAGCAGCAUAGGAGCGAGAGGGAUCAGCAGAGUUCACACCUGCCGCCUGCGUUACAGUCAGGCUCCUCAAAAAGUCCACAAAGCUCCGCUGAACUCUAGAAGUCAUCCCGGAGCAGAGAGAAGUUUCCUGGCGUCCUGUUUUGCUAGGACUGGGAGUGAAGAAAACGGGCGGGGCUGUUCUGUCCGCUACUUGGGGAGACGUAGUCUUCCCCACACCUCUUCCAGCAGCUCUUGUCUUUGGGUAGCCUCUCUGACUGCCCGGGAAGUCUGAGCCCGCCUAUUCAGAAGCCGGCUCGCCAUCUCCUCCUGGAAAUGGAACUACCCGCCUGAGACCUGCUGUACAUUGCUGGUUGAUUUGCAAGACUCAGGCACAACAAAGUGAACAAUGAAGCCACCAUUUAUUUUGGUCCUUGUGGUCUAUUCUGUAUUCAGCACAAAUUUGAAGAUGGUAUCAAAGAGAAAUUCUGUGGAUGGCUGCAUUGACUGGUCAGUGGAUCUCAAGACAUACAUGGCUUUGGCAGGUGAACCAGUUCGAGUGAAAUGUGCCCUUUUCUACAGUUACAUUCGUACCAACUACAGCAUGGCCCAAAGCACUGGGCUCAGGCUUAUGUGGUACAAAAACAAAGGUGAUUUGGAAGAGCCCAUCAUCUUUUCAGAGGUCAGGAUGAGCAAAGAAGAAGAUUCAAUAUGGUUUCACUCAGCUGAGGCACAAGACAGUGGAUUUUACACUUGUGUUUUAAGAAACUCAACAUAUUGUAUGAAGGUGUCAAUGUCCUUGACUGUAGCAGAGAAUGAAUCAGGCCUGUGCUACAAUAGCAGAAUCCGCUAUUUAGAAAAAUCUGAAGUCACUAAAAGAAAAGAGAUCUCCUGUCCAGACAUGGAUGACUUUAAGAAGUCUGAUCAGGAGCCCGAUGUUGUCUGGUACAAGGAAUGCAAGCCAAAAAUGUGGAGAAGUAUAAUAAUACAGAAAGGAAAUGCUCUUCUAAUCCAGGAAGUUCAAGAAGAAGAUGGAGGAAAUUACACAUGUGAACUUAAGUAUGAAGGAAAACUUGUAAGACGAACAACUGAAUUGAAAGUUACAGCUUUACUCACAGACAAGCCUCCCAAGCCAUUGUUCCCCAUGGAGAAUCAGCCAAGUGUUAUAGAUGUCCAGCUGGGUAAGCCUCUGAAUAUCCCUUGCAAAGCAUUCUUUGGAUUCAGUGGAGAAUCUGGGCCAAUGAUCUACUGGAUGAAAGGGGAGAAGUUUAUUGAAGAACUGGCAGGCCACAUUAGAGAAGGAGAAAUAAGACUCCUCAAAGAGCAUCUUGGAGAAAAAGAAGUUGAGUUGGCACUCAUUUUUGAUUCAGUGGUGGAGGCUGACCUGGCUAAUUAUACCUGCCAUGUAGAAAACCGAAAUGGACGGAAACACGCCAGUGUUCUUCUACGUAAAAAGGAUUUAAUCUACAAAAUUGAGCUUGCAGGGGGCUUGGGAGCAAUCUUCCUCCUCUUUAUACUGCUGGUGAUCAUCUACAAAUGCUACAACAUUGAACUGAUGCUCUUCUAUAGACAGCAUUUUGGAGGUGAUGAAACUACUGAUGACAACAAGGAAUAUGAUGCCUAUCUGUCUUACACCAAAGUGGAUCAAGAUACGUUAGACUGUGACAAUCCUGAAGAAGAGCAGUUUGCUCUUGAAAUACUGCCAGAUGUCCUGGAAAAACAUUAUGGAUACAAACUCUUCAUCCCAGAAAGGGAUCUCAUUCCAAGUGGAACAUACAUUGAAGAUCUCACAAGAUGUGUUGAGCAAAGCAGAAGACUUAUUAUCGUGCUAACUCCAGACUAUAUUCUCAGACGGGGAUGGAGUAUUUUCGAAUUGGAAAGCAGACUCCAUAACAUGCUAGUCAGUGGAGAAAUCAAAGUGAUUUUGAUUGAGUGUACAGAGUUGAAAGGGAAGGUGAAUUGCCAGGAAAUGGAAUCCCUAAAGCGAAGCAUCAAACUUCUGUCCCUGAUCAAGUGGAAGGGACCCAAAAGCAGCAAAUUAAAUUCUAAGUUUUGGAAGCAUUUAUUAUAUGAAAUGCCUAUCAAGAAAAAAGAAAUGCUUUCUCGAUGCCAUGUUCUAGACUCUGCAGAACAAGGACUUUUCAGAGAACUCCAGCCUAUACCCUCAAUUGCCAUGACCAGUACAUCUGCCACUCUGGCAUCAUCUCAAGCUGAUCUCCCUGAUUUCCACCAUUCAGAUUCAAUGCAAAUGAGGCACUGUUGCAGAGGCUAUAAACAUGAGAUGCCAACCACCACCUUGCCAGUACCUUCCUUAGACAACCACCAUACUUACUGUAACUUGCCUCUGACACUACUCAAUGGACAGUUACCCCUUAAUAACACUCUGAAAGACACCCAGGAAUUUCCUAGAAACAAUACCCUGCUACCUUUAUCAUCCAAAGAACUUAGCUUCACCAGCGAUAUUUGGUAGUGAAAAAUAUGAAAUCCUCCAAACAGCUAUCUGAGCAUACAGAAUUUCUGCUGUACCAAGCAUAAAGUACACCUAAGAACAUUGAGGUGCUGAAAAAGUGAAUAAAAAGGCACAGAAAUCACUUUUAUACUCAAAUAUUUUUGUUUAUAUUUCCUGACUAAUGGGGGGAAGGAAAGACUUGCUUUUGUAGUAUGGCACCUUGUUCCAAUGUAUAGUUUUAAUUUCUUCCUAAAAAAAAUUUAAAAACUUUGUUGUUUUCACGUAGGUUUUAUUAUUCCACAUGGACUGCAACCUUAUUAGGUGAGCUAUCUCCCCCAUAUUUAUGAAUAUUUCAGCAUUUACAUGGUAUUUGAAAUAAGGAAAACUUAAAGACUAAGUGAAUUUGAAAACUCUGAACUAACUUUAAGGGGAAAAGAUAACUUUUUAUAGAGUAACUGAAAAAUCAGAAAUUAUAAAGAAAAUUUUGUUGACUAACUCCAAUUGGAAGACUGUUUGUAAAGGAAGAUCAGUUGAGGAAAAAAAAAACAUGAUUGAAACAUGUAAAAUCUCUCCAACACCAUGGACAACUUCUAUAGACUAAAUCAACAACUCAUAAUAACAGCUUUUAGUUUUGUUAGGCCAUAUCUUCUGUAGGCAAACUGGUAGGUAGGUAAACAAUGUGCAUUUCUUAAGCAAAUGAAUAGACAGGGUGUGAGUUUUUAGGAUGAUUUUGAACAACACUUACGGCUUUCUGGCUUAUUUCAAAAGUUUUACAACUUUGAAAACCCAUCUUGAAGUACACCUUUUACUGUUUUCUAACAAAUUUACAUUUAGACUUUUUUCCAAAUGCUCUCUUGACCUGCUAUAAGCUUUAUGAAGAUAUUGGUAUUUUCUUACUUGAUUUUCAGCAUCAUUGGAGUUUGAAUUUAAAUAUGUAUUGACUGCAAGUGUCAGCAAUUGAAAAGAAAUAAUAUUCACAGAUGAAGUGCUAAAUGAUUUGAGCUUACUAAUGGUAGAGCAGCAAUUGCAGAGAUUCUCAUCUGCCAAGUGGUUGUGAAAUAGACUGUUCUAUAUGUACACUGUGUCUGCUUGGCCAUGAGUGCAAGGUUCCUGCAGAAGUAUCUCUAUUUCCGGUGCUUCUAAGAGUAUAUUUGAUAGACUAAACUUGUCCAUCCUCAUGCAGUGACUGUGACUGCACCAUACCCCAAAAUAUCUGUGAAUAAUCUAUUCCAUAUUUGCUGUAAGUAAUGUGCCCCUAUUUUAGUAUCUAUUGUGGAUUACUACUUUGUAUGCUUUCCAAUUAGUCAAAUUUGGUGUACUCUCCACCUAG
Messenger RNA from Marmota monax (woodchuck), 4148 nucleotides. RefSeq names its product interleukin 1 receptor accessory protein like 2 (gene Il1rapl2). NCBI's taxonomy places the organism in Eukaryota, Metazoa, Chordata, Mammalia, Rodentia, Sciuridae. The transcript has 12 exons. Gene Ontology annotation, molecular function: interleukin-1, type II, blocking receptor activity. The record is from RefSeq and is a predicted model, not a curated record. The coding region runs from base 779 to 2839 and encodes 686 amino acids. Gene Ontology annotation, biological process: signal transduction.